Messenger RNA from Cadophora gregata, 2204 nucleotides. RefSeq lists its product as uncharacterized. Gene Ontology annotation, biological process: RNA processing. The transcript is spliced from 6 exons. Gene Ontology annotation, cellular component: nucleus. NCBI's taxonomy places the organism in Eukaryota, Fungi, Ascomycota, Leotiomycetes, Helotiales, Ploettnerulaceae. The record is from RefSeq and is a predicted model, not a curated record. Gene Ontology annotation, molecular function: mRNA binding. Bases 237 to 1643 code for a protein of 468 amino acids.
CCCACUUCGCUCUGGUGAAGAACCAGAACCGCGCAAAUUUACAACAGUUCAAUUCAAUCGACUAACAGUAUUAUCCAGUUGAUUGAAGCGAAUACAGAUAUCCGAAAAGCGCGCCCACAGCAGCAGAGCUACCGCAUAAACUUUUGGCCAUCGGCGACAGCUUUAGAAUCUACUACAUCUCCAUUCGCAAUACUCUACAACUGCAAUUACCACAUUCAAGAUACAGCCUACCCAAGAUGUCUGACCUCAAAGUUGAAGCUACUGAGCCAGACCCAUCUGCCACUUCUCUCCCAAACGACCAAAGCGUCAAUAAAGAAGCAGGCAAUUCUUCUGCGCCAACAGAGGCUGCCGCCGAGACUGAAUCCAAGCCGGCCAAUGGUCAAGUGAAGGAGGAUGCUGAUCAGAAGAAGGUCGAGAAUGGAUCCGAAUCUAAGGACGAGAAGGCUAGCAAGAAGCAAGAUCGCAAGCGCUAUGAUGAGAACGGCGUUCUGAAGACCAGUGCCAAACAAGACUGGGAUAAUUACAAGAAUAACAGCAAAUACGAUCCAUCUAUCUUGCCUACUACUGACGAUCCAGCAAAGAUCAGGGCUCAGGUUGAGUUCUACUUUUCUGACACCAAUUUGCCCACCGACACCUACCUCAACGACUUGACCCAAGGAUCUUCGAACCUUCCAGUCGCAAUCUCCAAAAUCUGCCAGUUUGGGCGCAUGAAGCGGUUCCAGCCACAGUCUGCCGUUGUUGAAGCUCUUCGCGCUAGCAAGUUCCUCGUUGUAUCUGGCCCAGAGGGCAUGGAAGAGGUCAAGCGCGCAGUUGCAUACGAUCCUACCACUCCAAAGUCCAGAGCUGAGUCCCGAUCAAUUUACGCCAAGGGUUUCGGCGAUGAGGAGCCAGGUUCGCAAUUCGAUAUAGAGGCUUUCUUUGCUCCUUAUGGCCCUACCAACUCUGUCCGUCUUCGUCGUACCGAUCAGAAGCUGUUCAAAGGCUCUGUCUUCGUUGAAUUCCAGGAUGAUGAGACUGCUGAGAAAUUCCUCGCUCUAGACCCCAAGCCUCUCUGGAAGGGAAAUACCCUCUUGAUCAAGUCGAAGAGAGCUUAUAUGGAUGAGAAGGAGGAAGAAAUCAAGUCUGGCAAGAUCGAGCCUAUGGAGCAACGCGGCUACAGAGGACGAGGUCGCGGACGGGGCCGAGGUGGGGAUCGUGGAGGAGAUCGUCGUGGUGGUGGUGAUAGACGCGGAGACCGACGGGAACCACGAGAGCCCCGUGGUGAUCGUGAUCCAGAUGACUGGAAGAAGCGCCGUGAGGAUGAUCGUGCCAGCGGAUUCAAAGACAACCGCAAGGACAACAGAGGCCGAGGCAGAGAUAGCCGAGGGGGUCGUGGAAACCGACGUGACAAUCGUGGCAACGACAGAAAUCAAGAGCGUGAAGACAAGGAAAAGGCUGACACCAAGGAGAUCAAAUUCGAGGACAGUUCCGAAAAGAAGCGCACUCGCGAGGAAGCAAAUGGUGGUGAAGAGAGUGCCGCCAAGAAGGUCGACACCAAGACCGACGAGCCAGCCUCUAACGGCAACAAGCGUGCUCGUGAGGAAGAUGCUGGAGCAGCAGAGGAAAAGCCAGCCAAGAAAGUCGACGUCAAGUCCGACUCGUGAUACCCGAAUCUUUUUGAUUUCCGUUUGUCUUCAUGCAUCGAUCGGGGCGGUAUGGAAUCCAUUCACGGCAGGCGUUAAGGGAAUCUUUGUUCUCUCUUUUAACUAUUCUCCAGAAGGUCAUUAUUCUACUUAUGGCCAUAUUUGCUCAUAUUACUUGGGCAACACGGAAUGAACCAUUGUACUAUGCGAAAACGAGAGCAGUAGCAUUGGAUUGCUAGGAUGUGAUUGAAAAAGGUGUCAUAGCAUACACAAACUCUUAGACACCAAAGAAUGGAUCUCAAUUGUACAUGGCAUUUUCGUUCUCAUUCUCUUUGAUGUUUUCCCACUUCCAAUCGGCCAAUCAGAAUCACAUCCUCUGAACAAACCUCUCUUCUUUGGGAUAAGUGCUGGAUUAUGAGGAAUCUUGGGAGUGCUAUCAAAGCUUAAAAGCAAAGUAUCCCUCUUCGUAGGAAAAGAUUUGAUGGCUAGAAGGGAAUCCUUUUCGCAUGCCAGCCGCCACAACCCUGUUCAUGGCUCGCACUUUCUUCUAAUGGGAAUUUGUUUACAAGCACUGUUCCAGGU